AUGCGUCUAAUGGAAUACGGAUGCAAAUAUGAAAGCAGAGCUGCUCGAUAUGACCUAUGCAAGAAAAUCCCACCAAGAAAGGCGUUCAAUUACACAGACAUGAAUUAUCGCUAUGUCUACCAUCGGCCACAUCGAACACCAUUAGAAGCCCUAUUAGACGCUGUGCACGAAUGGUGGGAUACGCACUUGUAUAAUCACGGAUUCAGAGGGCUUAUUCCGCGAAAGAAGGACUUCCCAACAAUUCCAUUUUUCAUGAUGGCCAACGCUGAAACAUGGAGGUUGGGCUGUGCAGUGGAACUCUGCAUCGACAACGACUCACCGACGCUGGCGCGCUAUUAUGCCGUUGUGUGCCGCUACGGCAGACCGCCACGUCAUUGGGCAAAGCCACUUUAUGAGAAAAGGUCCACCGUGUCUAAAUGUGGCCCGCGGCCUUCAAAGAUGCCGCUCCAAGAAAAAAAACUUUGCGAUGAAAAUAAUGAAGUGCACGACUUUAUUUGA
Molecule: messenger RNA, 498 nt
Organism: Ostertagia ostertagi
Lineage: Eukaryota; Metazoa; Nematoda; Chromadorea; Rhabditida; Trichostrongylidae
Source: the annotation of a GenBank genome assembly